CAUCUGAGCGACUGUCAAGCCAGAUCACCUUCCUGGAAGACUCGUAUAAUUCAACAUACUGUACUGUAUUCAUCAACAGUGUUACUUUGACCCGUGACCAAGUCAACAACCACGCGCAACGCGCCAUUUGAGCGCCGCCGAGUUUAAGUUUCGCCUCCACCGUUCAAAAAGCCUUACCAGUUCACAUUUUCAAGAUGCCAAAAUUCUUCUGUGACUAUUGCGAUGUGUACCUAACACACGACUCGAUGAGCGUGCGCAAGGCCCAUAAUUCGGGAAGAAACCACUUAAGAAACGUGCUGGAAUACUACCAACGUACGUCCACGUCCAUGCCCACGAUCAUCAACCAUCGAAUCGAAUAACUCACCAGAAUGCUAGAAAUCGGCCAGGAGAAAGCCCAAUCUGUCAUCGACUCCAUCACCUCGUCCUAUGCUGCCGAAGGCCAGGCCGUACCCAACCCUGCAAUGGCUCCCCCAGGCGCUUUCCCUCCCCCAUUCCCAUUCCCCGGACGUCCAGGCCAGCUCCCCCCUCCUCCCUUCGGCUUCCCUCCCCCAGGAGGAGCAAACGGUGCCCCAGGAAUGCCUCCUCCCCCAGGAGCAAAAGGCCUCCCCUUCCCACCCCCAUUCCCUCCAGCAAACGGCGCCCCAGGCAGCCUUCCCCCACUCCCCAACAUGCCCGCUGGAGCCGCCCCCUUCCCCCCUCCCCCCGGGGGGUUCCCCCCGAACUUCCAACU
Aspergillus alliaceus is the source of this 730-nucleotide messenger RNA. RefSeq names its product putative U1 snRNP complex component Yhc1. The transcript has 5 exons. Gene Ontology annotation, molecular function: pre-mRNA 5'-splice site binding; zinc ion binding. The coding region runs from base 195 to 359 and encodes 54 amino acids. NCBI's taxonomy places the organism in Eukaryota, Fungi, Ascomycota, Eurotiomycetes, Eurotiales, Aspergillaceae. Gene Ontology annotation, biological process: spliceosomal snRNP assembly; mRNA splicing, via spliceosome; mRNA 5'-splice site recognition. Gene Ontology annotation, cellular component: nucleus; U1 snRNP. The record is from RefSeq and is a predicted model, not a curated record.